Molecule: messenger RNA, 1046 nt
Organism: Labrus mixtus (cuckoo wrasse)
Lineage: Eukaryota; Metazoa; Chordata; Actinopteri; Labriformes; Labridae
Gene: ccdc86
Product: coiled-coil domain containing 86
Exons: 4
Coding region: 87-932 (281 amino acids)
Cellular component (GO): nucleolus
Source: RefSeq, a predicted model, not a curated record
CACGUACAUAACAUCGGCGGUGAUCACACGUGGGUUAACACCUCACGCGUUUGUGGGAUUUAUGUGCUGGAGUUUGUAGUAAAAACAUGUCGAAAGGGCAGAGAGCCGUGUCAGAUGAAAAAAACGGGGUUGACAUGGGACUACAGGAUGAGGGGGCCCCAGAUCCUCCACCGGAGACGAGACGUACCCGCAGCGGUCGCCAAGUGCGCACUCCAGCCGCACUGCUGGAUUCACAAGUCCCGGUGAGGACUCCCAGCCGGAGGACGAGGAAGUCUGUUAUCCAGGAGGCGGUGGAAGAGAACAUUACUGAGGUGGCAACGCCAAGAGCUGAGGAGCUGGUCGAGGACAAGCUCAGUUUGUCUGCUGAACCGGAGUCGUGUACUGCAGAGGCUGCUGUCGUUCAUGUGUCCGGGCCUACACCAUCAGAAACGGUACCGAUGACUGCCGACACCAUGCCGAACAAGAAGCCUCGUUUGGGAUCAAGCGGGAAGCAAAGCACGGCCGUACCUCUGGGGAAACCAAAAUCGGGGAGAGUAUGGAAGGACCGCAACAAACAGAGGUUCUCUGUGCUGUUGAGAGAUAAACCAUUGUGCUCUUCCUGGGAGAAGAAGAUGCAGGCCAAGCGGGAGAAAGAUCUGGUGAAACAGUACACGGUGCAGCUGAAAGAGGAGAAAGCCAAACAGAAGGAAGAAAAGAGGAAAAGGAGAGAGGACAACUUGAAACGACGUCUCGAGAAUGAACGCAAAGCAGAGAUUGUCCAAGUGAUCAAGAACACAGCCAAGAUUAAGAGGAUGAAGAAGAAACAUCUGCGGAAGAUUGAGAAGCGAGACACGCUGUCUCUGCUGCAGAAGUCACGCACGCAGAGUGAAAAAGCCAAAGGGCCUAAGAGUAUAAAGAGCGACAAAAAUCAAAGCCAAAAGACUGUGAGAUAAUAAAACUGUGUCGGAUAAGCUCUGUGUCUUUUAUAAGGAUGUCUGAAAUAUAAACAGUGUUGUUUAAUUAAAACAUUAAUGAAUAAAGGUUUUCUAAGCAGAGAAGAGUUCUAA